Molecule: messenger RNA, 1198 nt
Organism: Aspergillus steynii IBT 23096
Lineage: Eukaryota; Fungi; Ascomycota; Eurotiomycetes; Eurotiales; Aspergillaceae
Gene: pre3
Product: proteasome core particle subunit beta 1
Exons: 5
Coding region: 136-834 (232 amino acids)
Cellular component (GO): proteasome core complex
Molecular function (GO): threonine-type endopeptidase activity
Source: RefSeq, a predicted model, not a curated record
UUCCCUUGCCUCAUCCUCUGCAUCGGCUUCCCUCCACCAAUACCCUCGCACGCACCGUUUUUCGUUGCUGAUCCUCGUCUCGACUGCUGGCUCGUCUCAUCUCGUCAACCUUCUUCCUACUCGAUCUCAGUCAGAAUGGUCGGUCACGGCACCACGGGGAUGCUCGGAGAAGAUGGCAUCCAUGUUGAUAUGAACCAUCUCAAGAGUGGCGAGGUCAAUCUCGGUACCUCGAUUAUGGCUAUCAACUUCAAAGACGGCGUGAUCCUCGGCGCCGACAGUCGAACGACAACCGGAGCUUAUAUCGCCAACCGUGUGACGGACAAGCUGACACAGGUCCACGAUACCAUCUGGUGCUGCCGAUCCGGAUCGGCUGCCGAUACGCAGGCCGUGGCGGACAUCGUCGCCUACCAUCUGAACAUGUACUCCAUCGUCAACAACGAGGCGCCCAGCACCCAGGUGGCGGCGUCGUUGUUCCAGGAGCUGUGCUAUGAGAACAAGGACAUGCUGAGUGCGGGCAUCAUCAUUGCCGGAUAUGACCCGCGACACGGCGGACAGGUGUACUCGAUACCGUUGGGCGGAUCGCUACACAAGCAGGCGUACUCGAUUGGCGGAUCGGGCUCGACCUACAUCUACGGCUACUGCGAUGCGAACUGGAAGGAGAACAUGACGGAGGAAGAGGGCAUCAACUUUGUGCGAAGUGCGCUGCGGGAGGCGAUCAAGUGGGAUGGCAGCUCGGGCGGAGUGAUUCGCCUGGUGGUGCUGACGGCAAAGGGAGCGGUGAGACAUCUCUACCUGCCGCACAUCGACUAUACCGGGCCCGGCGUCACCAAUUGAUUGUUCCGAGAUGAUUUUGUGGACGUAUGCAUUUCCUAUGGAAUGAUGAUGUGAUUUUCUUUAUUUCGUUUCAUUUGGUCAUCGUAAUUCGAAGAGGGAAUCUGAAGGGAAGAUGUGAGGAGGGAGAGAGACGAAGACGUCAGUGGCCCAAUGAAUUCGCCGCCAUCGACACACCUGCGCCGUCGGGCCGCUGCCAUUCGUCCGCUGCAGCCGCCGUCGUAGACCAGGAGUGUUUUAAGUAGUGACCAAGUAGGUGACCUGGAGGUGACCGAGAGGUGGUUGGUGAUGGAAGACAGACAAUUGAAUUCUCUGGCGCUGGCCAUCCUGACGAUCCCGAGUUACCGCAGUGACUGCUCCUUGCCGC